This is a messenger RNA of Penicillium longicatenatum, 1563 nucleotides long. RefSeq names its product lanthionine synthetase C family protein. The record is from RefSeq and is a predicted model, not a curated record. The coding region runs from base 1 to 1563 and encodes 520 amino acids. Gene Ontology annotation, cellular component: plasma membrane. Gene Ontology annotation, biological process: carbohydrate metabolic process; peptide modification. The transcript has 4 exons. NCBI's taxonomy places the organism in Eukaryota, Fungi, Ascomycota, Eurotiomycetes, Eurotiales, Aspergillaceae.
AUGGCAGAGCGUCCACAGUAUUAUCAAAACACAUUGAAGCCCGUAGAGGUCACCGCGGUCUCACUUGCCGAGUCCCUGGAGGAAUUGCGUGUCGCAGUCCGCUAUGGAGCUGAAGCUAUUCGUGCGAAUGAGACUCCCCAAGACAAAUGGCCGAUCGGUGGCAUGUUCAAGGCUUUCCCUGGUGUGGCCCUUGCUUUCUUACGCCUUGAUUACCAGUCCUCAGUGCUGAAUGAGGAAAGUAGUCCACAGUUGGACUAUCGCCAGCUUGCGCUCGAGAGGAUUCCAUCGGAGUUCCCAGGCCUUCCAUUGCUGCCGUCUCGAUUGUCUCCUGCAGGAUCAUUCUCGCCUCUUACUGGUGUAACUCUGCGCGCUUUUUCAGAGUUGGCGAAGACUGACUGGGAAAGAGAAUCUAAGCCAAGCAUUUCUCAACAGGACAUUGCCUGUCUUUAUGAUGCUGCGAAUCUUGCUCUGAAGAACGGACCCCUUGUUCCUCAUGAUGGCCGCAAUAUGGGUGGUGAUGAGAUGCUGUAUGGUCGGGCAGGUCUUUUGUGGGUCCUACUGAACAUGCGUGCUCAUCAGUUCAAUGACGAAACCCAGAAAUCACUCGGUCCUGUCUUUGAGACAAUUCCCAGAUUAGUCGAUGUGAUUAUAGAUUCUGGACGUCAAGGCUCGAAGGCUUAUAUCGAAAAGAACGGGGCAGAGGGUGCGCACCCGUUGAUGUAUGCCUGGAUGGAGGAGCACUAUUGCUUUGGAGCUGUUCAUGGAAUUACUGGUAUCCUUUCUAUCAUCCUUGCAGCUAAGCCAGAGGAACUCACGCAGCACAUUGCCAUCAUUGGGGAGACCAUUACGGCACUAUGCAAACUCAGUCUUUCAAGUGACGGCCACCUCCCAAUGACCCUCCCACCAUUCAGCUACGGGCAGACCUCGGAGCUUGUGCAGCUCUGUCAUGGGAGCCCGGGUACUCUGAUUAUGCUAGCGGCAGCUUUGAAGAACCCAGCUUUGACUCGGGACUACUGGUGUCCCGAAUGGGACCAGACUGUCUACGAAGCCUCUCAGCGAAUCUGGGAGGAAGGCCUUCUCUCCAAAGGAGGCAGUCUUUGCCACGGAAUCUCUGGAAAUGGAUGGCCCUGGCUCACUCUGCACAACACCUUCGAAUAUCACUCCAAGGAACUUGAAGUUGCUAGAACCGCUUACUGGCAGCGUGCGCAGGCCUCGGCUCCUUUGGGCGGAGACCUGAGCCAGAAGCUCACGCCGGACUUCUUUUUGUCGAGGGCAUUGGCAUUUAUGCUGCACUCUCGUGAGACUCGACCUUAUAACAAAGCUUCUGAGACCUCUGACAAGGAUUAUCGCAUGCCUGACGAUCCAUACUCUUUGUUUGAGGGUUUGGCGGGUAAUGUCUGUGCGUGGGCUGAAACCUGCGCGGUUAUUCAAGCUCGGUUGCGCAAAAUGGAGCUCAGCGAGAAGGGAAUCGACUGUGAGUCUGAUCUGCUUUUCAAACAGGCAGUCAAAAGUGAGCUUGGAUUCCCGCUCAUUGGUGGCAGUGGGGCUGGUGGUCUUAUUUAG